AGUGACUGGCCUACCUUCUUCGCAAACGGUGUGCAACCAAGUGACUCAAUUGUGCGAUAGUGUGGUCACGCGAGUGUCUUGUGUACAAUAACUGGAUAAUUCAUAGGUUAACUUUGACCUCAUCACUGAUGCACCAAUAAUUAUGGAACCCGAGGAGAAUAAAAUGACAACUAUAGACACGGGCAGUUCUUCUCCUGCGAAUCGGGAACCAGCCAUCACAGUGCGAAAUGCCUACAAGAGAUAUGGACCACAGAAUGUUAUCUUGAAAGGCUUGAAUAUGACAGUUCCUGAGGGCUCAAUAUAUGGUUUAUUGGGCCCUAGCGGUUGUGGAAAAACAACAUUACUCAGUUGUAUAGUCGGCAGAAAUGAAUUGGAUUCCGGAGAAAUCACUGUCAAGUCAUGCACGAGGAGAGAAAUAGGAUAUAUGCCUCAGGAACUAGCCAUUUACCAAGAAUUUAGUAUAUACGAGACUCUGGCCUACUACGGUUUUCUAUUCGGAAUGACGAAAAAGCAAAUCCUCAAAAGGACAGAAGAGCUUCUAGAGUUUUUAGAGUUACCACCCAGGGAUAGAACAGUUGAUACACUGAGUGGUGGACAGCAAAGGAGGCUUUCCUUCUCAAUUGCUCUUCUGCACGAUCCAAAACUUCUCAUUCUAGAUGAGCCUACAGUAGGAGUCGAUCCCGUUCUAAGUCAUAGUAUUUGGCAACAUCUAGUCAUGAUGACAACACAACAACAUAAAACUGUGAUAAUCACCACACAUUAUAUUGAAGAGGCUCGACAAGCACAUACUAUUGGCUUGAUGCGAGGAGGAAUCCUAUUGGCUGAAGAGCCGCCACUGCAGCUCAUCAUGAGGAACAACAGCAGCAAUCUCGAGCAGGCGUUCUUAGAAUUAAGUAAAAAGCAAUCAGCAACUGGAUACGACGAUGACAAUUCCGAGUUCAAAGACUAUCCACCAAAGACUGAACAGAAACCUACCCUGAAGUCGGACAGUCAGUUGACUGCGAGGAGAGUGAGGGCCCAGCUAGCUAAAACUAUGUAUUGGAUGCAGAGGAAUCUAGCAAUCAUGGCAUUCUUGAUAGUCCUGCCAAUUGUGCAGUGCGUUCUGUUCAACCUGACAAUAGGCCGAGACCCGCUGAAUCUGCACCUGGCCGUCGUCGACGAAGAACUGGAAAACGGAUUGGCUGAAUGCGACACUCUGCCUGUACAUGGCUGUUACAUACACUUACCGCUCAGCUGCAGAUACUUGGAUCGAUUGAAAGAGAAAACAAUCAAAAUGAUUGAGUUUGAAGACAUAGAAUCAGCGAGACACGCAGUUGAGAAGAACGAUGCAUGGGGUCUGCUGUACUUCAGCAACAACUACUCAGAGAGCCUCAUGGAGAGACUCAACUACUCUCACCGUGCCACUGACGAGGCACUCGAUUGGAGUGAAAUCAACAUUUGGAUGGACAUGUCAAAUCAAUACAUUGGAAAUCUGUUGAAGCGAGAUUUGAUAUUCACGUUUAUUGAUUUCUUGAAAUCGAUUUAUAGUGACUGUGGUUGGCCUGCCAGAGCUGCUGGUGUUCCAAUAGAUCUUAGAGAAGCGGUCUAUGGUCAGAACAAUCCAAGUUUUGUGCACUUCACUGCUCCUGCUAUCAUUGGAUUGUUCGUUUUCUAUCUUCCUAUGAUGUUCACUGUUGGUGCCAUUUUGAUGGAGAAGAGAUCUGGUAUUUUGGAAAGGACUAGGGUAGCAGGUAUGACAAUGAUUGAAUUGAUGACAUCGCAUAUUUUCGUUCAAUUCCUUCUUUUGGCUCUGCAAACGGCGAUCAUGAUGGUGAUUCUAUUCGUGAUCUUCGACAAUCCACUGGUUGGCAGCAUCAGUCUUGCACUGGGGCUUUUGGCUCUCAUUGGUGUCAAUGGAAUGUGCUAUGGUUUCAUGUGUGCAGUUAUUUGCGAUUCAGAAAUUGCUGCCACUCUCAUGGGACUUGGAAGCUUCUUUCCCUUGGUUCUACUGAGUGGUAUGGUGUGGCCGAUGGAGGGGAUGCACUACGUUCUGAGAUGGAUGGGAUGGCUGCUACCUCUCACUCUAUCAACCGAAUCUUUCCGAGCGAUUUCCGCCAGAAACUGGCCUUUCUCUCACCCGUCAGUGUGGCGAGGCUUUGUGUCACAAGUAUUCUGGAUUAUCUAUUUCCUUUCGGUUACGUUUGUAAUAGUCAAACUGAAGAAGGGACUGAGAGGUGCUGCCUGAUUGUGUAUUGCUACUACGAUUGGGGUCUUUCACUUUGCCAUAAUAUUAUCAACAGAUUCCAACGAGCUGGACUAGUAUGAAAUUUCACUACAGAUUUGAGAUAUGGAGAUAGAUUGAGUCUGAAUUCAGCUAUUCUUGAGAAAAGUGGAGGCUACCCUGCAAAUUCAACUGUGAAGGACAAUUUUCAUCUGAGUUGAGUUGAAGAAUGUGUUGUGAACUCUUGAACUCUUGUACUACAUACUAAUUUAUGUUUAUUUUUUCCUAUUACAUAAGAUAGACAAAAUAAUAAUUGCAAUAGGUUAAUCAAUAAACUUCAAUAAUCAAUUGAUUAUGAAACACAUUACAAUCCAGAAUUGAAUAUCAUCUCAGAGUGUCAAUAAAUGAAUAUAUCUACCUCCAAUCAUACCCUGAUUGUAUAAUAAUUAUUCAUAAUAGUACUCCUCUAUUCUCAAAAAUAGUGUUAUAACUCCAUUAAAUUGGCCAACGUCGAUUUUUUAAUAAUUUUGAAUUAUCAUCGAAUCUUUUCCUCACUCCCAUUAACCGAUUAUUUAUGGUUCUUUGCUAUUUAUGCAAUCAAUGUGUAGAAAAUCAUAUUCCUUACAAUAAUGCUAUAUUAGGUCAAUAUUAGAUUCUAUUAACUGAUUUGUUAUGUUCAAUUACAUGAAAUAUGUAAUAAUUUAACAUGCAUCAGUCAUACAUAUUUGGAAACUGAGGAUAUAAUCCUUUUCUGUUAUUUACUUAUUUGUUACUUGAGUUAUUAUAAUUAGGUAUAUGUAUCAAUCCUCAGGUUGGAGUAAUAAAUUCAGUUUUUUCCUGAAGAAGAGUUUUAUAGAUUAGUGCAUGUCCUAUUCAGAGAAAUUACAAAUUUAUGUAACAUGUUGAUUACUGUUAAUGGAUUUGCUUAUGAAAGUUAUAUGAACUCUAUGAACCUACAAAAUUCAGUGAUGUUUGAUUACUUGAUUCAGACAUUAAAGAAAAUUAAUAUUAGUAAAUUAUUAGAACAGUAAAAAAAUACUUGAAAUUACAAAAAUCAAUACAGUUCAAUAACAUUACUCCAUCCAGACAAAGUAAAAAUUUACAAUGGUAGUGGAAUAUCUGAAUAUUCACUGAUGUGAUUCUUAUUAACACCUAUUUACAGUCAACUUGUUAACAGUGAACUUGUUGCUGACUUGGCUAUAGAAUGUCAAUUUCUAUAUCAAAAUAAAAUCUCAAUUCAGUAGUCUAUGUUAUUGCUGAAUAAUCUGUAAGGAAUAAAAUAUUAAUAAUAUGUAAAUAAAUAAAGAAUCCUAGUUCUUAUGAUUAUUAUUCGGUUUAACCGAUGCUCAAGUUAACGUGUGCAAUGUGGUGUUGUAACUCUCAAGCUGGGUUUACACAGCUUAAUCCUUAUACAUUCUAUUAGAUUGAACGGAACUUGACAAACACAUUUGUUUAUCAUGUGUAUGAUAAGAUAAUAUGUUCAAUCUAAUAGAAUCUAUAAGGAUUAAGUUAUUAACAUUUUUUGUUAUUAACUCUGGUGUAAACGCAGCUUUAUGUUGCUAUAGUGAAGAGUGUAAUUUAUUCAUAAAUCUAUUUAUAAUGAUUAUAUUUGGAAAAAUACUAUACCGAUAAGUCUUCCUUGCAUUGUUCAAGUGUAGUUCCGUUUAAAAUGGGUAUUGGACAAUAAAAAGGUAGUUAUGUUUAUA
Molecule: messenger RNA, 3906 nt
Organism: Nilaparvata lugens (brown planthopper)
Lineage: Eukaryota; Metazoa; Arthropoda; Insecta; Hemiptera; Delphacidae
Product: ABC transporter G family member 23
Exons: 17
Coding region: 143-2224 (693 amino acids)
Cellular component (GO): membrane
Molecular function (GO): ATP binding; ATP hydrolysis activity; ABC-type transporter activity
Source: RefSeq, a predicted model, not a curated record